This is a messenger RNA of Striga asiatica, 447 nucleotides long. NCBI's taxonomy places the organism in Eukaryota, Viridiplantae, Streptophyta, Magnoliopsida, Lamiales, Orobanchaceae. The record is from the annotation of a GenBank genome assembly.
AUGGUCACAGAGGUGGAGAUAGAGGUCCUUCUUCGACCGGAACUUAGAAAGCAAGGGCUCGGGCCCGCCGGCGGCCCGGGAUAUCAGAUCGCGAUAAUCCGAGGGCAGGAAGCGAUCCCAAACGGUGUCGUACUCGGAGGCGAUGCGGAAGUUGGACGCGACCGCCGACAGCCGGCAGGCGUCCUUAGGGCUUGUGAGCGAAAGGGCGUUGGCAAUGCAGUCCUCCGGCAGCGCGUGUAUGUCACCGCAGCUCUCCACCGCCAUUUUCGUCGAUCUUCGCAAAAUCGUCACACAGAUAAUAUGGCAAUUGGCGGGGCCGUUUAUAUAAUGGUCGUUGAAAUGGGCACCGGAUUCGGGCCCUGGCCUGAGAUGAAAGACUCGGCGGCGGCGAUAUACAAGAUCGCGUUCUUCGGAGACCUACCGGAGACUCCCAAUUUUGGGAUUUGA